Messenger RNA from Penicillium verrucosum, 273 nucleotides. RefSeq lists its product as uncharacterized. The record is from RefSeq and is a predicted model, not a curated record. Lineage: Eukaryota; Fungi; Ascomycota; Eurotiomycetes; Eurotiales; Aspergillaceae. The transcript has a single exon. Bases 1 to 273 code for a protein of 90 amino acids.
AUGCUGACGUCGAGCCAGGAAGCCCCCGGGAGGGACAUCUUCUGUCCACAGAUGUAUGUUUCUCAUUGUUUUGGUCUUCCUCUUCGGUACUUCAAGGAUGAUGAAACCAAGUCUCGAAAGGGACGAGCCGCGGACAACCCGAAGAACUCCCGCUGGGUUUUGAUGCAUGCAAAAUUGGUUCGACCAAUCCAGGGGAACCAUAGAGGAUUUUACUUGGCCCAAGGUCGAAAGACACCAGUGAUAGGGUCAGGCACCCGAAUUGACUUCGAAUAA